AUGUUGGAUAAUGAGAAGUUCACCGAAAUCGAACUGAACAGCAUAAUGCUCAGCUGUUACCCACGAGGCGCCACACCGAGUUCUGCUGACGAGUCUGCAGAAGACAUCCCAAGUCAACUACCAAGAGAAAGCGCUGUACCUAAAACAAGCAAAUUACAACAAAAGCUACUUGAUAAAUACAUGAUGUAUGCUGGGAUUCCACCUAAAAAGAGGCCUAGGAUACCUAGAAUGAAAGGCUCCCAAAUCAUGCUGAAAAAGGUGCAGGAGGUGAAUGAGAUAAUCCAGCAGAAUUUGCCAACCAUCGCAAAAAUAGAGGAGGUAGUAGACCUUGUAUAUGCAGGGGCAAUCACAGUUUGCGUAGAGUUGGGCGUAAAGAUCACGGACUCUGUCAAACCGAUGAGAAAGGAAACACCACCACCUUGGAAGAAACGUCUGCAAGAGAAGAUAAAAAAUAUAAGAAAAAACAUAGGUAUACUGCAUACUUACCUGAACACUGAAACUCCUUCCAGCAGAGUCGGGAAACGAACACGACAAAUAGCGUCGGAAUUCAAAAUCAAGUCCCAUGACCAUCACUUCAGGCAAAGGGUAAUUGAAAUCUGUGACAGGCUGAAACAGAAAAUUAAAGCAUUAGGUAGCAGAAUCCAGCGAUAUAAUGAGCGAGUGAAAAGGUAUAAGAACAAUCAACUCUAUUAUAAGAACAAACAAAAGUUUUUCCGCCAACUUGAGCAUGAAACAUCUGAUCAAGAUAACUCACCAGCAGAAGAAGCCAUGUAUGCCUUUUGGAAAAACAUAUGGGGAGAAGAAAAGGUACACGACGAUGAAGCGCAUAGGAUUAGGGAAGUAGAAGCGGACUCCGCCAGGUACCAGAUGAACGAAGUAGAGAUUACGGAAGACGACAUCAAGCUUGCAUUAAAAAAGACGAACAACUGGUCAGCCCCAGGAGUCGAUGGCAUACAGAACUACUGGUGGAAGCAAUUCACGACGACGCAUGGCCUUCUGGCGGGGUUUUUCCAGGCUGCCCUCAGGGACCCAUCCAUGUUGCCGGAUGUUUUCACACUUGGUGUUUCGUAUAUGCUACCAAAGGAAAACAACACUGUAGACCCGAAAAAGUACCGGCCGAUCACCUGCCUCCCAACUAUAUACAAGAUCUUAACAGGGGUACUAACUCGACACAUCUGGAAGCAUGUAAAUAAAAAUAAUAUACUAGCACAGGAGCAGAGCGGGUGCAGAGGAGACGCCAGAGGAUGUAACGAGCUUUUGAUCACGGACUACAUAAUAACUAAGUAG
This is a messenger RNA of Harmonia axyridis, 1287 nucleotides long. RefSeq lists its product as uncharacterized. Lineage: Eukaryota; Metazoa; Arthropoda; Insecta; Coleoptera; Coccinellidae. The coding region runs from base 1 to 1287 and encodes 428 amino acids. The record is from RefSeq and is a predicted model, not a curated record. The transcript has a single exon.